UUUCAUUUUGCAAAUGCUCUACAUAUUUUAAAAUCCAUUCACCAGCUGAUGGGCAUCUUGGCUGUCUUCAUUUCUUGGCUGUUGUGAAGAGAGCAGCAACAAACCUGGAGGAACAGAUCUUCCCUCACAAAGAAAUAUUCUGAAGAACCCAUCAAGAUUUCUGUCUGGUCAAGUUCAAGGACCAUCUGUCUUAACCCCAAGCAGGAAAAAUGAAACAUAUUAUCAGUCCAUAUGAACACACCAAUGACACGGCAAGAAACAAUUCAGAUUGCCCUGAUGUAGUUUUGCCAGAAGAGAUAUUUUUCACAAUCUCCAUCAUUGGAGUUCUGGAGAACCUGAUUGUCCUCCUGGCUGUGAUCAAGAAUAAGAAUCUCCAAUCCCCCAUGUACUUUUUUAUCUGCAGUUUGGCCAUUUCUGACAUGUUGGGCAGUCUGUACAAGAUAUUGGAAAACAUCCUGAUCAUGUUCAGAAACCGGGGUUAUCUCAAGCCUCGUGGCAAUUUUGAAAGUACAGCCGAUGACAUCAUUGACUGCUUGUUCAUCCUCUCUUUGCUGGGCUCUAUCUUCAGCCUGUCUGUGAUUGCUGCUGACCGCUACAUCACCAUCUUCCAUGCCCUGCAAUACCACAGCAUUGUGACCAUGCGCCGCACCGUCAUCACCCUAGCAGUAAUCUGGAUAUUCUGCACGGGGAGCGGCAUCGCCAUGGUGAUCUUCUCCCACCACAUCCCCACCGUGAUCACCUUCACAUCACUCUUCCCUUUGAUGCUAGUUUUCAUCCUGUGUCUCUACAUUCAUAUGUUCUUACUUGCCCGCUCCCAUGCUAGGAAGAUCUCUACUCUACCUACAGCCAACAUGAAAGGUGCCAUCACACUGACUAUCCUUCUUGGGGUCUUCAUCUUCUGUUGGGCCCCCUUUGUCCUCCACGUCCUCUUAAUGACCUUCUGCCCGAAUAACCCUUACUGUGUUUGCUACAUGUCUCUCUUCCAGAUCAAUGGCAUGUUGAUCAUGUGUAAUGCAGUCAUUGACCCCUUUAUAUAUGCCUUUCGGAGUCCAGAGCUCAGGGAUGCAUUCAAGAAGAUGCUCUCCUGCAACAGGUAUCAGUAGAACUUUUGACCCCUGAUUUAAAUAUUGUAAAGAGGUCAAAUGGCAUGACAAUCUGACAAGUGCUGAUGCUUCUGGCCAGCAUCUUUCUUUAAUAGAUGGUGAUAAUCCCACUAGUUAGUGUUUACCAUACAUAGCUGGCUUUCUAAUUGACAGUCUUCCUGCAGCUGCAAACUUUAUAUUGUAUCUAGAGAGAUGAAAUUAUGGGCUGAAAAGAACAAUAUACAAAGUAACAUAGCAAUACAAAUGUGAGGACUUUGGGUUAAGCAAAUAUUUGUUCUAUUGUGGGUACCUGACAAAAUUGUCCUAGGAGGCCUUUCCAAGUUGGAGGCCAUGGCAACCAAUUCUCUAAGUUAAAGUACUUUUUAACCAUCUAACUAACUAACUGUUUUGGUUAGGUUUCUAUUUCUGUGGCAAAUACGAACAUUUAAUCAACUUUUAAAAAGGAAAAAUUUAUUUUGUCUCAUAAAUUGAGAGGUUUUGGUUCUUGGUACCUGGCUGUUGGUUGGGCCUAUGGCGAAGCAGCUCAUCAUGAUGGAAACAUGUAUUAAAACAACUCAUGGCAGCCAGAAACCCAUGGCAAAGAAGAAAAGAUGGGUGUCCGAUAGUCUUCUUUGAUGGUAAAAUCUCAAUGAACUAACAUUUACCAUCAGACCCCACCUCUUAAAGGCUGCUUCUGGUAUCAGCUAACUAAAGACCAAGUCUUUAACACAUGAGGAUCACUUACCUAAACCAUAAUAGAGAGUGCCUCAGUUUAGAAACUAUAGAGUUCUUGUAAGACAAAUAUGGUCAUUAAUUACCACCACUAAAUAGCCCAUCUCUCAUGUAGUCAGCUUUUGAAUUUCCAAGAAUAAAUGACUCUUCACUAUAAGUCUUCUUUGCUCACUCAGGAUUCCACUUACUCUUUAAAUCUCUCCCUACUUCCAUUUCCUCAAACGUUAAAAGCAAAAAUCUCUCAAAAUGGAAAAUUCACAUAUUAACCCAUUUGAGUCCUAUUCAGGAAUAUAUAAUAUGUACUGUAUUAGGGGAAGGAAGGAAGGAGAGAUAUAAGGGAUGAGAGAGAGAGAGAGAGAGAGAAUCAGAAUCAGAAUCAUGUUUUUGACUAUGGAAUAACCAAGACCGAAACAUUUCAAGCAUCAUGCUAUUACUAGAGACCCAAUCAAAGGAUAUGAUAUGAUGAAAAAAAUCUCUUUUUCUUUUAAACAAGUUCAAAAUGUAGGCACAUAAAAUCACUGAACAUUGUAUUAUUAUGCAUUAAGUAAUAUAUAUCCAAUAUUGAAACAUGGCAUUCUAAAUAGUAGUAAAAGAAGCAAACUUUCAAGUUCAGCCAUUAAUAACACAGUUAAAGAAGAGGCUCAGAGUGUAGCAGGUUGCAGUGACAAGUCCUUGCCAAACUAGAGAGAACUAUCAGUGAUAAAAGGAUCCAAGGCUACUCUAGUCUCCCUGGAUUCUCAGUAUCUUCUGCGAGAGACAGCUUCUUGCCUUCUGUCUCCAAAUCCUGUUGUAUAAGAGCUUCUGGGGAAAACAAAGAAAAGACAUAGGGUAGAAAAAGUAUGAUUUAUAAGGUUAAGGAUGUGCCAGAACAGAAGAAAGUCAUAUUCAAGAGGGGGAAAGUGCUUAUACGCUGAGCUGGGAAAAUGUGGGGCAUGGCCAUCCAGAGACAUGGCCUUCCUCAAAGACUGACAUGCUCAACACAGCUAAGUAUAACUCAUGUCUGAUUUCCACAGCAGCUGACCAAAUUUAUAUUGCGUCUGCCUUACACGGCUUUCGAGUAGUGAGAAUUUCUGUUAUCCAUUGAUCCUUUAUUUCCCUGUAUGAAUUCAUACUUUGUACUUUGGUUAUUGUCUGCUACCUGGGUUUGCCCGAAUUGCUAAGCAUUCUAUGAACAUUCCUGUGUGUGAACAUGCAAAAUAGUUUCCCCAGAAUAUGUUCAUUGAAUAGACACGCUUCAACUUAACAAGAGAAUUGAAAACUGUUUUUCCGAAAUGGUUAUGCCAACCACACUCUCACUACUAGAGUGCAAAAGUUCCAGUGGGCCUGUAUCUUCACCAAUUCAUUAUGCCCUCAAAGUCUUGGUAAUUUGACAGAUGUCUGAUGCCCAUCUUUGACUGCUCAUGAAAUUGAGUAGACUUGACAUUGCUUGUGUUUCAUGAACUCUUGCUCAUGCAUUUUACUGGUCUGUCUUGGAGAUUCCCAGGUGAAGGGAUUUGCUAGUAGAGCCCUUACUCUCCGUCUUUUCCUGGCUGGAGUCUUCUAUACAGUGGUGACAGGAAGCAGAGAUUGAGAGAUUCUUCGUGUUUUUCCUAAAUUUAAGUAAUAAUACAAUUCAAGUUUUUCCAAUAUGGUUCUUAUUUUUUUUUGAAAGUUAUGUUCUACUAAACUGAAGACUUUCUUUUCCUACAUUGUUUCCUAACAAUGCUUUUAUCAUAAAUGAACAUCGACCUUUUAAUGCAUCUUCAGCAACAGCAGAUCAUUUGCUAAAUUAUUAGUGGAGUAAAUAACACUAAUAGAUUUUUAAAAAUUGACCAAACUUAUACAAACUACAAAUAGUGCAAUAUUAUAGAAAUUGUAAAUAAAGCUAAAAUAUGUCAUUCUACAAGAAUUAUUCUGAAUCAUACUUUUAUACAUUCAAAGAUUUUAUACUAAUAUGCUUUAGUAAAUUUUUGAAUGGACAAUAGUGGAUUGUAUAAACAAAAAACAAUAAUUAUGAAAAAAG
Myodes glareolus (Bank vole) is the source of this 3816-nucleotide messenger RNA. The record is from RefSeq and is a predicted model, not a curated record. Lineage: Eukaryota; Metazoa; Chordata; Mammalia; Rodentia; Cricetidae.